AUGCCGGAGCGGGGAUGCGCAGGCGCCGGCGGCGGUGUGACGUCACGCUUGCCGCCGCCACCGCCACAGCCCGCCGAGAAUCCUCAAACGCUACCCUCACGCGGCACGCUCCGAUGCUGCGGUGCUAGCGACCGAUCAUCAGGUCGGUGUCGAUGGCCGCGGACGUCACCGGCGGUGUGCGGCGGGGUGUUGCGGGGGACGCCGUCUUCGCGAUCGGCGCUGGAGGCGUUUGAGCGGGAACUCGGGCGUGGCGCGGCGAAAAUCGCGUGCCGCACUCGUGACGUCAUCACGGCGUACGACCUCUCGGCGACGUGGAAACGGAAAGGGAACGCGAAGCGGGCGCGCAACCGUCGGCGGACGCGCCCCGUC
This is a messenger RNA of Iphiclides podalirius (scarce swallowtail), 369 nucleotides long. NCBI's taxonomy places the organism in Eukaryota, Metazoa, Arthropoda, Insecta, Lepidoptera, Papilionidae. The record is from the annotation of a GenBank genome assembly.